Messenger RNA from Sitophilus oryzae (rice weevil), 1963 nucleotides. It is a transcript of the gene Ctns, whose product is annotated as cystinosin homolog. The record is from RefSeq and is a predicted model, not a curated record. Gene Ontology annotation, cellular component: lysosomal membrane. Bases 242 to 1369 code for a protein of 375 amino acids. The transcript is spliced from 10 exons. Gene Ontology annotation, molecular function: L-cystine transmembrane transporter activity. Gene Ontology annotation, biological process: L-cystine transport. Lineage: Eukaryota; Metazoa; Arthropoda; Insecta; Coleoptera; Curculionidae.
AAAACGUCGAUGCGUUGCAGGAGUGACGGUCUUUUAUCAAUCAGUAUUCAGUCGCGAUUCACAGAGGCGGCCUCGCUUGAGACCGGUCAAUUCAAUUCCGGUAAACAUAAACAAACAUAACCUCCAUUUCGUUUAAAUGUAAACCGGCUGUUUUGUUCAGUAUUUUUUAUAUUCUCUUGGCCGUUAUUUUUUUUUAAAAGUUUAUUUUUUGAUUUAUUUAUUAGUAUAGAAUUUUAGUUUUAUGAAAAUGAACAGCAAAAUCACUAGUCUUUUUAGCUGCGUAGUGAUAGUAUUAGUUAGGAAAUGUAUCUGUGAUAGUAGUUUACUAGUGAACACUCACGAUGUAACAAUAAAACUAAAAGAUGUAGCAGUUGUCAGUAUAAUAACUGGACCAAGUUACACGCCGAUCAAUGGUAGUUUAAGUAUAACAGUCCAACAUAGUGACAUAGCUAAGGUGAACUCAACAGGUAUUACUGAUCUGAGCAUUUUGGAACCCAACCAGUCCACACCAAUCGAGAUUACAGCAUCGAGUCCAGGAAAAACCGACAUCUAUACUAAUUCAACGUCAAGUCUCGUCAAUGUCAACGAUAUCUAUUUUAAAGUUACCGUGUACAGAGUCCAAUGGCUAAUUAAGUUUUCAACAGCUAUAGGAUGGAUAUAUUUUGUGGCUUGGUCAGUAUCAUUCUACCCUCAAGCUUAUAGUAACUGGAAAAGAAAAAGUGUUAUAGGUCUUAAUUUCGACUUUCUACACUUGAAUAUAGUGGGAUUUGUUCUAUAUUCCAUAUUUAACUUGGGACUGUACUUCAUUCCAGAACUAAGGGAAGAAUAUACCAACAGGUACCCCAGAGGUUUGAACCCCGUUCAAGUCAAUGACAUAUUCUUUGCCGUUCAUGCUGUCAUCUUAACACUUGUUACUAUAGCACAGUGCUAUAUUUACGAAAAAGGUGACCAGAGAGUUUCCACCACUGCCAAAGUCAUAUUAGGGAUAUUUGGAUUAUUUUUAACUAUAUCAAUAUUCCUGGCAGGAUUUAAGGUGAUCCAUUGGUUGGACUUUUUAUAUUACUGUUCUUAUGUUAAGUUGACCAUUACGUUGAUCAAAUAUAUACCUCAGGCUUACAUGAACUACAAGAGAAAAAGUACUGAUGGUUGGAGCAUCGGAAACAUCCUCCUAGAUUUUACUGGCGGUAUUUUGAGCAUGCUUCAAAUGAUACUCAAUGCUUACAAUUACGAUGAUUGGCAGUCAAUAUUUGGCGAUCCUACAAAGUUUGGUUUAGGUCUAUUUUCUGUGGCAUUCGACAUUUUGUUCAUUCUCCAGCAUUAUGUGUUCUAUCGACAUAGAUCUGAUAGUCAGUAUGUUUUUCAGCAGUGAACCUUUUUAAAAAACUGAAAUGCUUAAUUUUAUUGUAUAGAUGCAUAUAUUGUUGAUUUUACCUACAAACUAGUGUUAGGCAAAGCAAACAUUUCAUGCUUUUGUUGUCUAAUUUAUUUUAUAUGUGUAUAAGUAGAUUAAAAUAGAUAAUUAUAUUUAGAAAUACCGUAUGAUCGAAAAAAAAUGGCGUCCAGUUGGUUGGGAAAUGACGAUCGAUGACAUUUCCCAUAUAAAUUUACACACAAAAUGACAGCGAUCUUCAUUUCCCAGCCAACUGGACGCCGUUUUUUCUCGAUCAUACGGUAUUUAGCUCUUUGAUACAAGUUAUAUAUUUAUAUUGUGAAAAGUAUUUUUAAGAUAUAUUUAUUUACAUCACAACAAAGUAUGUUAUGGACAUGAUAUAUUGAUACUUUGUUAUUAAUUUUGUUACAAAGUUCCUUAAAUUUUUUUAAAGUAUGGACUAUGUGUAGUUGAUGAAGUUAUGUUUUAAAGAUUAAGAGACUAUAUCAUUGGUUUAGUGAAAAAGUGCCCUGUUUCAGUAUUUGUGUUCAUGUUAAAUGUUCUAUUUUUAAUUAAAAAAACAUAUUGCCUUUU